Molecule: messenger RNA, 1878 nt
Organism: Microtus ochrogaster (prairie vole)
Lineage: Eukaryota; Metazoa; Chordata; Mammalia; Rodentia; Cricetidae
Gene: Plin5
Product: perilipin 5
Exons: 8
Coding region: 168-1535 (455 amino acids)
Biological process (GO): lipid storage; positive regulation of triglyceride storage
Cellular component (GO): lipid droplet; cytosol
Source: RefSeq, a predicted model, not a curated record
GGCCGCAUGCAAGCCCUAAUGUCAGCGUCCCUGUUACCCUGGACAGCUGAGGGUGACCUCGGAGCUCCACGUGCAGCCUGUGCCUCAAUUUACCUGCCUGUCAAAGGCACCUGAUUCUGCGGCCGCUGCCUCCACUCAGCAAGUGGAGUUGGUGUGUAGGUCUGGAAAUGGACCAGAAAGGUGAAGGCUCCAGUCCAACGCCACACCGCAGGAUGUCUGAUGAGACAGUUCAGGAGGAGACGGACCAGCAGAACGUGGUGAAGCGUGUAGUGGCCUUACCCCUCGUCAGGGCCACGUGCACUGCCGUGUCCGGUGCUUACAAUGCGGCCAAGGACAAACACCCGCUGCUGGGAUCAGCAUGCCGCCUUGCUGAGCACUGUGUGUGCAGUGUGACCACCUGCGCCCUGGACCACGCACAGCCGCUGCUGGAGCACCUGCAGCCUCAGUUGGCCACUGUGAACAAUCUUGCCUGCAGGGGACUGGACAAACUGGAAGAGAAGCUACCGUUCCUGCAGCAACCGUCGGACACGGUGGUGAGCUCAGCCAAGGACGCAGUGGCCCACAGCGUCACAGGUGUGGUGGGCCUGGCCCAGCGGGGCCGGCGCUGGAGCGGGGAGCUGAGGCGUUCCAUGAGCCAGGCCAUGGACAUGGUGCUGGGCAAGUCGGAGGAACUGGUGGACCACUUCCUGCCCAUGACUGAGGAGGAGCUAGCGGCCCUGGCAGCCGAGGCCGAGGGCCCAGAAGUGGGCUCUUUGGAGGAGCAGAGACGACAACAGGGCUACUUUGUGCGACUGGGAUCCCUGUCAGCGCGCCUCCGCCAUCUGGCCUAUGAACACUCUCUGGGGAAACUGAGGCAGAGCAAACACCGCACGCAGGACACACUGGCCCAGCUGCAGGAGACUCUGGAGUUGAUCCACCAUAUGCAGAGUGGGGCGAGCCCCAUCCCCACUCUCCAUGCCCCAAAGGUGCAGGAGCUGUCGGGGGACUGGACUCCAUGGCCGGAGAAUGGGCGCAGACACAGCCAGGUGGAGCUGGAGACGCUGGCCCUGUCUCGCAGCCUGACCCUGGAGCUUCAGAGCGCAGUGGACGCGCUGGCGGGUUGCGUGCGGGGCCUGCCACCUGGUGCCCGGGCCAAGGUGGCCGAGGUGCAGCGAAGCGUGGAUGCCCUGCAGGCCGCCUUUGCCGAUGCGCGCUGCUUGCGGGACGUGGCGCCCGCCGCUCUAGCCGAGGGUCGGGGCCGCGUGGCACGGGCGCACGCCUGCGUGGACGAGCUGCUGGACUUGGUCCUGCGAGCCAUGCCCCUGCCCUGGCUUGUGGGACCCUUUGCACCGGUCCUGGUGGAGCGGCCCGAGCCCCUGGCCAACCUGGCCGCCUGCGUGGAUGAGGUGGUGGGCGGCCCCGACCCGCGCUGGGCGCACAUGGACUGGCCGGCCCAGCAGAGGGCCUGGGAGGCCGAGCACGCAGACUCGCCGGAACAGACCGAACCCCCGAGUUGCCCGCCCAGGCACAGACUGAUGCCGGAGCUGGACUUCUGACCAACGAGGCCCCUGCUGCCCCCUGGUGGUUACGUGGCCGCAUUUACCCUGACAGGCAGUGGACUCGACGGAGGCCACUCUCCCUCUCUUGUGAUCCUGUCCCCGCCUUCAAAGUUGGCACACAGCUAUCACGCCAGCACUCUAGAAGCUAAGACAAAAGGAUUGAGAUUUGAGGCAAGCUUGAGCUGUCUCCUUAGCAAGACCGUUAGAAAAAUGCAGCCCUGGCCUCUGAGGAACACGUGGUGUGUGUGUGUUGGGGGUGGGGAUGUAUCAAGAUGUCCAUCCAGGCCUCCCGGGCCAGAGACGCACUUGCUUUGCUGUUUAUGGUCCGGAAUAAACAUGU